Molecule: messenger RNA, 768 nt
Organism: Phytophthora infestans T30-4
Lineage: Eukaryota; Oomycota; Peronosporomycetes; Peronosporales; Peronosporaceae
Exons: 3
Coding region: 1-768 (255 amino acids)
Biological process (GO): cellular response to hypoxia
Molecular function (GO): ferrous iron binding; L-ascorbic acid binding; peptidyl-proline dioxygenase activity
Source: RefSeq, a predicted model, not a curated record
AUGCUUAGCGUGUCACGGCGGUUGCUCCCGCGUCUCCGCAACUCGCCGUUUUCAUCGUUGCAAUCGCCGGCACCAGCUCAAAACCGUGUCAACACGAAUUGGGAAGUGUCAGUGACGUCCGAUUUGGUUAGUGGCCUACUUGGAGAUGGCUACUACGUGGUCCGCGACGCCUUCCCAGUCGAUGACCAAUUGUAUCCAAAUUCAACACACAUUCUAUUGAAUGACGCGGACAAUGGGAAUAAGCUAGCAGCCAAUACAUUGCUGCUGGAAAAGCACGACAUUUUCGAGACGGAGCUUGCACUGGAUGCCAUUCGAGACCAGUCGUCCGUGCCAUUUUUGAGGGAUUUCUUCGAGCAGCAAGUGGUGUUUGGCUCGCUACAUCAAGCGUUGCCGGGUUGGUUGGGACUGGCUGGUCACAUGGUGAAGGUGCAGCACAACGCUGGACGAGGAUGUUUCCCCAUGCACUUCGACACUUACGGGGGCGACGGCAAAUGUGUCACCGCAGUGCUUUACUUGAAUGAAGAGUGGAAACCAGAAGAUGGAGGAGAAAUUGUGCUCUAUCCGUUUCCUAAAUCACGUGUCGUAGUUCAGCCACGCUUCGGUGAGUUGGUAUUGUUCUCAUCGCAACAAAUGCUUCACCGCGUGAUGCCAGCGACCAAGCCGAGAUAUGCUCUUACGACGUGGAUGAAGUAUCAGACGCGGGGAACGCAGCGAUCAGGGCCAUGGUCUCCAAAGUAUUGCGAUCUUCGUUUCGUAGACAUCUUAUGA